Exophiala spinifera is the source of this 1752-nucleotide messenger RNA. RefSeq lists its product as uncharacterized. The transcript has 7 exons. Gene Ontology annotation, molecular function: transmembrane transporter activity. The record is from RefSeq and is a predicted model, not a curated record. Bases 1 to 1752 code for a protein of 583 amino acids. Gene Ontology annotation, biological process: transmembrane transport. Lineage: Eukaryota; Fungi; Ascomycota; Eurotiomycetes; Chaetothyriales; Herpotrichiellaceae.
AUGACCUUGGUCAACAGCCAGAUACUCCCCCCGGGGACGCAGCGUAUCGAGGAUCAAGCGGGAUCUAAGAUUCUGCUCGCACCGCAGCCGAAUGCGGACCCCAAUCAGCCUCUGGUACGUGUUGGUCCACCCAACAAGCCCGUGGAUGUGAAUACUGACUGUUAUGCUUCCUGUAGAACUGGCAAGUCUGAUAAUUCUGCGCCUACUCUGCGAACGGAGAUGUGCAGUGCCGCUCGAGCACUUCCAAUGCUGACGCUGUCGAACAGGACCAAGUUCCGCAAAACAGUGCACAUGACCGUCCUCUGCUUCUAUGCUCUGAUGGUGUUCGCUAUCCUUUGUGUCGCACUUCCCCUCUGGCAAGAUUUCAAUAUCGAGCUUGGUAUGAGUUAUGCUAUCCUUAACGACGGCUAUGCAACCAACAUGGCUACGCUGUCCGUGGGGUGCAUAUUCCUUGUCCCUCUGGCUCUUCGAUUCGGAAGGCGUCCAAUAUACCUCCUCACCGCGCUGGUCAUGCUCGCCGCUGCGAUCUGGCAAGCGAAGAUGCAGACGAUUGGCGACAUGAUUGGCGCGAAUGCCAUCUCUGGCUUCGCCGGAGCCGUGAACGAAGCCAUUUUCCAAGUCACGGUCGCCGACCUCUUCUUUGUCCACCAACGCGCCACCAUGAACGCCAUCUAUCUCUCUCUCGUCACCGUAGGGAACUACCUUGGUCCUGUGGCUGCCGGGUACGUUGCGGUCAACCAGAGCUGGAGAUGGGUAUUCUGGUACUGCACUAUAUUCAUGGCGGUCGUGACUGUCUUUAUGAUCUUCUUCCUUGAGGAAAGCAAGUACAUCCCUCGAAUAGAGGAGGGACACGAGGUUGGUUCGGCGACGGACCAAGAACAGGCGCAGGAUCUCGCGAAAGUGAGCAGCGUUUCCAAGCAGAGAUUGGGGUCGGUUUCAAUCGACGCAACAGAAGCUGCGAACAAUGAGCGCCGACGCAUGGUCGAGAUUGACACCUCAAUCCCUAUGGACUCGUACCUGAAGCGUCAUCGUCUGUGGUCAACCGAGAAGGCGAUCACCACUGGCAAUCGCAGUCACUGGACGCAUUUCUUUCAGCCGUUUCAAAUGAUGUACACUUUCCCAGCUGUGGCUUUCUGUGCACUUCAGUAUGGUUUUCUCAUCGCAAUGCUGUCAGUCCUUGCGGUCACACAGACCACUCUUUACCCAGCUCCACCGUAUAACUUUACGCCUGUCGGUAUUGGAAACAUGAAUCUUCCCCCAGCGAUUGGCGCUAUACUUGGAUCCGUCUUUGGCGGUCCCAUCAACGAUUGGUUUAUUGUCCAGGUUGCCAAAAGACGAGGAGGCAUUUACGAGCCUGAAACUCGUCUCUGGCUCUUUUUGAUCCCUGGAUUCUGUAUGCCUCUAGGCCUUUUCGGCAUGCCAUGGCCCAUCAAUGCUGUCGGAGCCGGGUUCAUUGGUGCUGCGAUAGGCGGCUGCGGCGACAUGGCUUUAACUUACUGCCAGGAUUGUUACCAAUAUAUUCUCGGUGACGCUCUUACGGGUGUCGUGUUCGUCCGAAACGUUAUUUCUACGGCUCUCGUCUUCGCUAUCACACCUUGGAUGAAUGGUAUGGGAGUGUACAACAUGUUUGUGCUUUUGGGAUGCCUGUCCAUCGCCGUGGCCCUGACUUCUGUCCCUCUCGUCAUCUGGGGACGGACAUGGCGUAUGAAGCUGGCCGGAAAGUACGAGUAUUUCGUUGCUAAGCAAUACUGA